This is a messenger RNA of Zophobas morio, 1844 nucleotides long. RefSeq lists its product as uncharacterized. The coding region runs from base 1 to 1839 and encodes 612 amino acids. The record is from RefSeq and is a predicted model, not a curated record. The transcript has 3 exons. NCBI's taxonomy places the organism in Eukaryota, Metazoa, Arthropoda, Insecta, Coleoptera, Tenebrionidae.
AUGCAACCGAAACAGCCACAGAACAUCUCACUGCAGACCCUGUUUGAUCAAGGCAAAAAAAUUAGCAAGGAAGAGGCUAGUGAAUGUAUACAGAAGGCAUUGAUUAUUCUAUCAAGAGGACAAUAUGCCGUUUUGGUGUCAGAAGCGUGGGACGUUUUAAUAGACAUAACUAGAGCUUUAUCCAUUGCUUUGAAAACAGUUAUACCAAUCAUCAAACCUGGUACCUUUAGCGCAAAAACGAGUUUAAACCGGUUAAUCGAAGUGAUCUACGGUUUGGCGAGCUGGGUAAAGAACACACCUAAUGUUGAGUUUGUAUUAGAACAUCGGGUAUCUCUCAGCUUGCAAGUUUUGCUCGACGCCAAAUCAGCGAUUGGAGUUAUUGCUUACAUCUGGGAACAGUUGAGUCCAGCAGACCUCGAACGCAUUUCCCAAACCUUGAAAACUUCGGUAGAUGUUCAAGAACAGAUUGCUAGUUUAGCAGGAAACUCUACUACUGGGGCGAACGGCAUCAUCACCGUGAUUUCAAAACUUGUACUUUUCGCUCAUGGUCGUGAAUCUUUACAUACUCUAAUUGAAGUUUUGGUAGAAUUUAUAGCCAAAAAUAAACACAACUCUGAUGCAUUCCCGGACUUUAGGGCAGACGUUAAAAAUAUAAACGAAUUAAUUGUGAAACCUAAGUACCAGAAACCACUGAAAGUUGUGUACAAGCUGACGCAGGAACUUAUAAGCCAUAAUUGGGCCGAAGGUGGUGUGAGCAUAAGCGGAAUCCUUCAAGACAUCGACGACGGUCUUAGCAAAAACUCACUCCAACUCGUGAUUCGCGUUUUGAGUUGUCUGAAAGCAAAAACUUCCAUUCAAGUUGCUGUCUCCACUUUGGUGCUGCAUUUCGUCGAACUUCUAACUUUCCGUGGGGGCGCCAAAGUCCUUAGCGUAAUUACUGGUGUCCAAAUAAGCGAAGAGAUUUUGAAAGCUGGUCCAAGUGCUCUUACGACAAUUCUCAGAGGCGUUACAAUCGAUCAGUUGUGGAAGGAACCAACUGGGAAAGCACUAGUUUCUAUUCCAGUAAUCGGUCCGGCUGUUGUAGCAAUUAAUGCUCAGCUUAAAGUCAGCGGAAUUCAUCUAACCGUUGAAGAAGCGCUCGAAAAUAGUGCUAGCGGUGGAAUCAGGGCAAUAAUAACUGAAGUGAUCGAAGGGACGUCUAAACAUGAAGAGCCUCCUGUACCCUUGAUUGGUUCAGAAAGUUCAUCUUCAGGUCAAAGUGAGUCUACCACCGAGAAAAGUGAAAAUACCGAAUCGAGUGGCAACGAUAAUGUUGGACCUUCUUCGACACCAACGCAGGAUGGAAGCGGUGGAGAUGGUACAGGAAAAGGAGGAAGCAGUGAAGAGCCCACAACCCAAGGAGGUGACAAAGGAAAAGGAGGAAGCAGCGAAGAAACCACAACCGAAGGAGGUGAUAAAGGAAAAGGCAAUGGCAACGAAUACGGCGAAAUCGACAUUAAUGGUUUGAAGGGAGCAGAUGGUAAAGAACCUAGCGAUCGCCACAAGGCACAAGAUAAAUAUGCAAGUCACGGGAAGUUUUACCAAGGGCAAGGAAAACAUCAUCAAGGACAUGGAAAACAUCAUCAGGGGCAUGAGAAACAUCGUCAGGGGCAUGAGAAACAUCAUCAAGGGCAUGAAAAACAUCAUCAAGGGCACGAAAAACAUCAUCAAGGGCACGAAAAACAUCAUCAAGGGCAUGGAAAACAUCAUCAAGGACACGAAAAACACCACCAAGGGCAUGGAAAACACCAUCAAACCCACGAAAAACACCACACCCAUGAAAAGGAGCAUAAGGUGUGAUAAGA